Molecule: messenger RNA, 948 nt
Organism: Lodderomyces pseudojiufengensis
Lineage: Eukaryota; Fungi; Ascomycota; Pichiomycetes; Serinales; Debaryomycetaceae
Product: putative amidotransferase
Exons: 1
Coding region: 1-948 (315 amino acids)
Cellular component (GO): cytosol; nucleus
Source: RefSeq, a predicted model, not a curated record
AUGUCAGAUCAAAAUAAUGAAAUAGAACCACAUAUUGCAGUAUUAGUAUUAGAUACACCAAUUCCAACAAUAACUGAAAAAUAUGGAGAUUUUGGAGAUAAUACAAUAGACCUUUUAGAAAAAAAUUCACCAGAUUCAUCAAUAACACCACCAUAUAAAUUAAAAAAAUAUCAAUUAAAAAAUGAUAAUAAUGAAGAAUUAGAAAUUGUAUAUGAAAAUUUGAAAAAAGCGAUUCAAUUAAAAUUAAUUCAUGGAUUUAUAUUAACUGGAUCUGGUUGUGAUGCAUUUGGUGAAUAUAAAUGGUUAAUUCGAUUUAAAUCAUUUUUAAAAAAUGUUUUAAUUAAUUUAAAUAAACCAAUUGUUGGAAUAUGUUUUGGUCAUCAAUUAAUUGCAUUAAUUUUAGGUUGUAAAAUAGAUAGAAAUAAUGAAGGUUGGGAAUUAGGUAUAACUACAAUAAAUAUAAAUGAUGAAAUUUAUAAAAUUAAAAAUUCUCCAUUUUUAGAAUUAAAUCAAAAUAUUCAAAUUGAUAAUAACAUGGAUUCUGCUAAUAUUUUAUUUGAACAUUUAAAUUUAGUUGAAUUUCAUCAAGAUAUAAUAUAUGGUGGUAUACCUCAAGGUUUUAUAAAUUUUGGAUCAACUAGUAAAUGUUCAAUUCAAGGUAUGAUAAGUAUACCAUCUCCACCACCUACUCAAACUACUGCUUCUACUACCGCCAUCACUGAAGAAAAUAACGAACUAAUAAAAAAACCAAAUUAUAAAAUAUUAACAUUUCAAGGACAUCCAGAAUUUACAACAUCAUAUGCAUUAGAUUUAUUAAAAUAUAAAUUUGAAAAAGGUUUAUUUAAUGAAUUAACUUAUGAAAAAGCAAAAUAUCAUACUUCAAGUUUAAAUAAUCAAGGUGAUUUAAUUGGAAAAGUUAUUUGUAAAUUUUUAUAUCAAGAAGACUAG